GAACAGGAAAGAGGCUGCGAGCAGGAGGAGGAAGAGGAGGACGGGCUCCCAUAGUGCUGUGCACUGCCAACGUAGGCAAACAGGAACAUGGCUACCGGCGUUUAACGCAAGCAGACCGUGUUGAAACACUCUUCUGUGGCCGUACGACAUCCACCGUGUCCCCGCGACAGAAGAAAAACCUCCUCGUAGAUUCCACCAGCGGAGCCGCAGAGUCCGUGAACGCAUCGUCGGCUCCUUCAUCGCUCACAGCUUUAGGUCAAAAUGGCAAGUCCAAGGACCAGAAGAGUUCUGAAGGAAGUGAGAACCCAGGAUGAGAACAAUUUGUGUUUUGAAUGUGGGGCUUUCAACCCUCAGUGGGUUAGUGUGACCUAUGGCAUCUGGAUUUGUCUCGAGUGCUCUGGAAAGCACAGAGGCCUGGGAGUGCAUCUCAGUUUUGUGCGUUCUGUUACCAUGGACAAGUGGAAAGAUAUCGAGCUGGAGAAGAUGAAAGAAGGAGGAAACGGGAAAUACCGCUUGUUUCUCGAAAGCCAAGACGAUUAUAAUCCCAACUGGAAUCUACAGGAGAAAUACAACAGCAAAGCUGCUGCGCUCUUCAGGGACAAGGUUGCAACUUUAGCUGAGGGUAAGGAGUGGUCCAUUGAGACAUCACCUGCCAGAAACUGGACAUCAGCUCAACCCAAGAUGAGCCUUUCAUCCUCUCACCGCUCGGGAGGACCUGGACAAAACUCUGCUAAAUCUAACGACAAAGCUUUUGAAGACUGGCUGAGUGACGAUGUUAAUUCUUAUCAGAGUGGAGGAGGUUACAGCGGCAAUCAAGAGAAUCGGUAUGUUGGCUUUGGCAACACAGUGACCCCGGAGAGGAAAGAGGAAGACUUCCUGAACAAUGCCAUGUCUUCUAUUUAUUCGGGCUGGAGCAGUUUCACUGUUGGGGCUAGCAAGAUUGCUUCUAUUGCGAAAGAUAAUACGAGUAAACUGGCAAACCAAGCAACUUUAAAGGCCACAGAGUUAGGACAGACAGUAAAUGAGAAUAUUAUCAAACCUACCCAAGAAAAGGUGAAAGAUGGCAAAUUGCUAGAUGAAAUGACUGUCAGCAUCACUGGGCUGGCAACCAAGUUCCAGGGAGCUGGUUCAAAAUUGACCAACCUCUUCUCUGGAAAUCCAGAAGAUGGGUCUACUGGAGAAAGCUAUCAGAACAUGGAUGCCACUGAGGGGUAUCAGGGCAGUUCUAGCCAGCCUGUCUCUAAGGACUUCUGGGAAACCUUUGGCAGCAGCAACUCCUUAAAGGCCAAGAAGUCUCCUAGCAGUGACAGCUGGACCAUGGCAGAUAACUCUGCAAAGAAGAGCUCUGACAGUUGGGAAGCAGCAUCCAACAACAAGCACAGCACGGAGGAGGGCUGGGAGGCUUGGGACAACAACUGGGAGAACGCCGAUGGUAAGGCAAAGACGAAGAGUCCCACAAAACCCGCUGAGGAUGCCUGGGAUAAUGCAGACUGGUAGUGACCUAACAACCAUACCUCUCACAUGUUUCCCCUUUUUCUGGCCUUCUCCUUCUCCCUCUCUCCCUCUGUUCAUCUCACUGGCACUUUCAGGGAAAGAGCUGUCUGUGUCCACUUAGUUCUUGUCAAUCCAUUCAAAAUUUUAUUUAUUAUGAACCUAAGAAACAAUGAAGAAAGCCCUGGGUUAUAUAAAGCUCAAUACUAAAAUAUUUUGGAAAAAUACAACUAUAUUGACUUCAGUCAUGUAUAUUAUUGUAAAUUACCUUCAUCACAGGGAAUUGCGAUAUAUAUCAGUGUAGAUAUGGUUAUCAAUUUACUGCCUGAAAUCCUUAAUUGUAUAACUAUAAAUGGCAAACUAGAUGGUGUUCAUAAUGUUUUAUGGGUUUAAUGAUACUGGGCUUCAAUUCACCACAUAAAAAUGAUGCAUGAGAUGGAAAAUUUAAGAUUGUAAAUAUGAUUCCUUGUAAAUACAGAAUGAUUGACUCAACACUGAUUACAAUUAAAUGAUGGACCCUUGACCUUUUACACAUUUUGUUUUUGUAAAUUUCGAUUUUGAAAAGCAUAAAAAAAAUACAUAUCGUAAUCCUAAAAUGUUCUAAGAACAAUUAAACUGAGACAAAUUGGCUACCAUUAAUCAAAUGUAUAAAUCAGAAUGAAAUAAUCCUAUGAAUCAUAUGUUAGGGCUUUGUGUAUUAUCUGUGAGUUUGCAUUUUUGUUCUUUUCAUUUUUUUGUUUUUAUUAAAAUGUGCAAAUAGUCAAGGGGGAUUGAUCAUUCUAUCAUUUAGUCUUGUUAUAAGACCAGAAACUUCUCCGGCGGGAUGUUGACAUUAUUAUAGAUAUUGCUUUUGGUUAAAUGGAUGUUUCGCUCUGACGUCCUUCAACAAAAUAUUCAAAAAUUUACAUAUUUGAUCUAAAUUGAUGUAUGUAGUGAGUUACAUACAAAUUACUUUUUGAAAUUCAUUUUGACUGGAUACUACAAUAUUGUGAUACUGUUGUUUGUAUACUUUUUUUCAUCCUCACUAUUCAUCAUGGACAACAACUCAACACAUACUUGUACUUCCCAUUCAGAUGCAUUCAUAACAAAGAUCCACGAUGACAGUUUAAGUAUUCUUGCUGCAGCUGGUAAUUCAUCACAAACUUUCUAUUUGACUUCACAGCUGAAAUUAGGAGGAGGAUUUUGUUUGUUUGUUUGACUUUAUCUCAUAUUAAAGCUGACAGAUAUGCUGUUAUUCAAAAGAAA
This is a messenger RNA of Pleuronectes platessa (European plaice), 2736 nucleotides long. RefSeq names its product ADP-ribosylation factor GTPase activating protein 1 (gene arfgap1). Bases 262 to 1497 code for a protein of 411 amino acids. The transcript has 13 exons. NCBI's taxonomy places the organism in Eukaryota, Metazoa, Chordata, Actinopteri, Pleuronectiformes, Pleuronectidae. The record is from RefSeq and is a predicted model, not a curated record. Gene Ontology annotation, cellular component: Golgi membrane. Gene Ontology annotation, biological process: regulation of ARF protein signal transduction; regulation of endocytosis. Gene Ontology annotation, molecular function: GTPase activator activity.